AUGCCACGAUUAACUAUUUUGAGAUCGCUUGCGAGACAGGGACCGACACACGUCGUACGGAGCUGGGUGCAUUGCAGACGGUCUUCGCAAUUGGGACACCCGGACCGCAUUCUGGCAGCCGCAAGACAGCAUAACGACGAAGAGGUUAUCUUCCAAUACGAUGUUUGGAGGCAAGGAAGCACAUCGAUUCAGGCUGGUCGGCCUGUCGUAGGAAAGCUGGCGCACGCCGCAGUUCUCUCAGCCUGUGAACGUCUCAGCCUGUGGUCAAAAGCUGCGGCGAUUUUGCAAGAUGCGGCCUUGCGCGGAGCGCUACAGCCAGACGGUCGCCCUCUGGUGGACUUGGUCUCCUUCAACCUGGUUUUGGGGGCCUACGCUGCAGCUCAUCAAUGGGCAGCAGCUCUGGAUCUCUUCAUUGAUAUGCAACGUACGGUGACGCCAGAUGCUUCCUCUUAUGCUGCGCUGAUUGAGGGUUGCAGAAGUGCGCGCAAGUAUCACAUCGAACGAAUCGCGUCCAAGUGGUCCAAGCAAUGCUUCGAAGAGACAGUGUCGAAGAUCAAUGAACGGAAAACUUCCUCUCGCUACUGCUAUUUGUCCCUGAGAACGUUAGUCAAGCGGCAGCUUUGGUCAGAAGCUGCAGAUUUGCUGUGGCAACUUGCACGUGCUGGGCGAGCUCUCGACACGGAGCUUCUAAACAUCGCCAUCUCCGCGUACGCGCGCGGCCAGCAAGCCAGGACUGCCUUGACGCUCCUGCGGAAGGCCCAGGCCCAGGCCGCCCAGGAGGCCGGGGCCCGGCCACUGCUGCCGGCACUGCCGCUUGCGCUGCCGGCUGCGAACUUGGAGAGCUUCAAGCUGGCAGCUCUCUCAUUUCCUCCCGCAUCUGCCUUCGCAAAGUCGGGCUUGCCUGGAUGGCCGGAAGCCUUGAUCCUCCUGCAAGACAUCAAUCGCUCACGGCUGCAGCCGGACAUGCAGACCUUUACAAUCGUUGCAGGUGUGUGCUCUAGGGCUCACUCAUGGCACGCAGCUCUGAGGGUGCUGGAGGCAGCUGGACCUUCUCUGGAGUGGGAUAUCUUUGCAUACAGGGCGGUUCUCCAGGCAUUAUCGCGCCAUUCAGUUGAAUCUGACAUGAACUUUAGGACAGUCUGGCGGCAACUCCAUCAUCAGCAGCUCAGUCCCGACACUAUCACAUAUGGCGCAGCCAUCGCACUCUGUGAUCGGUCGCACAAGUGGGCCGAUGCCCUGCACUUGCUGGGCGAGAUGCAGCACCCAACAGCUGUCUGCUUAACCUCUGCUUUAUCAGCUUGUGCCAGAGGUGCUGCAUGGGAGUUGGCAGUUCAUCUGUUUUGGACGAUGCCCGAACAAUGGGGAUUCCGCCCGCAUGCAGCAAACAUGGUCAAUGCUCUGCAUGCUCUGGGCAAGGCCCUUCGCUGGCAACAGGCUUGUGCCUUGCUUUUUGAGUUGGAGUGGGCGGAUGAGCAUAUCUCCUGGCAACACUACUUCGCGGUAGCCGACAGUUGUGGUGAAGCCAGUGAAUGGCAAAAGGCUUUGCAACUCGUCUUCGAGAAGCUUCCAGGCAAGUUUGAGUUUCCUCCAAGCUACCGCUUCAGUGCAGCAAUCGGUGCGUGCAAAAGUGGCUUGGUUUUCUUGGAGUCGAGUGGCAAGAGUGCUGCUGAAGUUCGCUCCUCGUCCAUCUGGGAGACCGCUCUGGCACUGUUCUGGUCCUUCGAGGAGGCUCUGCUGCCAGAAUCCGAGGUGGCAAUUGGUGACGAUGCCACGGUCUUGAGUGCUACCAUCUCCACACUUGGCCAAGUGGCAUUGUGGGAGAAGGCUCUCAGCAUUUUUCACCAGGUUCCAACCGGCAAGAUCACUGAGGUAGACCACAUGACGAUCAUGGUCGCCCUUUGCAGCGGAGGUCAACGUGCUCUUGCUCACCAAAUGUUCAAAGACAGCGCACAGAGAGGCUUGACGACACUGGACUUGCACCACAUGCCUGUGGUGGUUGCAGAGCUGGCAGUGGAGACUGCGCUGGACGAUGUGAAAGCUGGCAUGCUCGACUCUGACGUCCUGCUCAACAUCAUCACAGGGCGUGGGGCUCGCAGCGCAGGCGAAGCCUUGGUCCGGCAAGCUGUUUUGAGGAUGCUUGAGGCAAGGUCGGAUGUGAGGCUUCAGCCCAGCCAGAAUCCGGGACUCGAUGCCUGGUUCCUGGCGUUCAAUGGCGUGCUAAGCGAGCUCGGGGCCGUGGAGGCGACCUGCCAACAGCUCCUCGCAAGACUGCAUUCGGGACCUUCCGUUCGCUGGGAGGAGCUUGUCAAUCUGGAUCCGGUCGUUCAGCUCUUGGGCUCCACGGGCUCCACGGGCUCCACGGGCUCCACCGCUCAGCAGGUUCAGGACGACCAGAGCGGGCCGGUUCGGAACUGCCAAGGCUGGUGGCGAGCUCUUCUUGCGAGGCAUGGCCUUUAUGGCCCGGGUAAUGCGAUGGGUGUUCCAGAGCUGACAGAGCUGGUGACAGAUGCGUUGCGCUUUCUGCGAGAUCGACAUGCACCGGAGGCAUUUUUGCGAAAUCUUCGCACUGUGCAUUCUGGAUCGAAACGUCUGAAGGAGCUCUACGGUAGUUUCGAAUUUCAUGCCCGAGGAAUGAUGGGCAAGAGCUACAGGUGUCGAAGCAGACUCACGCGGGAGGAGCACAUCUGCCGGCAGGUGUGCAAAGACAAAGUUGCAGCUCCGUCUGAUCUGGUUCGCGCCGAGGUUGAGAUGCUGAGAAGCCUCGAGCAUCCGAGUGUACCGCAGGUCAUCGCUAGCUUUGAAGACUUCAACAACAUCUACAUUGUGUCAGACACUUUGCAGGGUAACACCUUGCGAACAUUACAACCUCUGACUGCACAUAUGGGGCGAUGUUUGAUUGCCUCGCUAGCAGUGAUCAGCCUUGGCUUCGUCUGCAUACGGGGACACAGCCUUCCUACCAUUGACUACUUGAACUUGAAUUUGGAGUCCAAGUUCCUCCUGGAAGCAUUCGCGAAAGACGGAAUCCUGCUUGUCCCUGGUGUACCAGGGUAUGCUGCCGCAAGGACAGCAGCCCUGUCAGCGCUGGCACCUUGUCUCAAUAGCGCUCGAGGAAGUGACCAAGUUGUGAGGAGGCUCCUCGCAGAUGGCUCGGAGAGGUCCACGAUUGCCACCAAGACUCACGGACACGCAUUGCAGCCCCUAUCAGUCGGAUGUCCGGACUUCCAGCACAAGGCAGACAUGCUUAGGACCGUGGUGCACAUUGCGCUGGCUGAAGUUCUCCGUGUCUGGGGUCAAGCUGGAAUUUCUGCAGAAGAACGGGUGAUCCUCCGACACGAUGCUGGCCAUGCAUACACGAGUCUCGCAGAGGCCGCUUCAGAUGCCACGCACUUGGAGCAUUUCCAUUUGUAUUCAAGCAAGAAUGCUGAUGAAUCCAAUGCCAGUCUUGGACUUCACACGGAUGCCGGUUUGCUUCUUGCCUUCACCUCACCUUUGUACCAGUCAGAUCAUGCCAGUGGACUGUGGAUCCAGCGUACCUCCUCAACAGAGUCUGUGGAAUUGCCAGCAGAUGCGAUUGCUUUUGUUGUGGGUGAGGCAGCAGGCUGGCUUCCUUGGGCCAGCCGUGCUUUGCCCCACGAACUGCGGCUCUCGCCGCGCAUGUCAGAUCGAGCGUGGUAUGGUAUCAUGACGCGUCUACCGGAAGACGCAGUGAAGACCUCCAACUUUGACCCUGCUUCACAGCAUCAAUUGACAUUCGGCCAAUGGUGGGACGCGGCUGCUAACUCUUUGAUGUCAGAAGGCACGGUGGGCUGCGGUUCUGCACAUGCAGCAGACCCGACCCACAGUUGUCCAGAAGGUGAGGCCUACUGUUGGAUGCAAUGCAUGAUGCUUCCGCCAGCCUGUACGGCCACGACGGCGCAUUGCGUACACCCAGAUGGCACACCCUGGACAAAUCACAGUGAGAUGUGUCCGACCUGUACUCUGACCUGCCCUGCAUUUCAGGGAUGGACCUUUUGCGAUGAGGCUGCUGCUUCCGAUAUGAUAAUGCAAGGAUUUGUCAGCUUCGGCUUGUCCGGCAACAAAAUGAAGCCAUGUGUGGUGCUUUUCUUUUCAAGCUGGGUCCUUAACACUUGGUGGAAGUUUUGGCUUGGAGCUGGGGGUGUGCUGAUGCUAGGGGUCACUGUGGAGUGGGUCUCUACGUUACAUAUCGCGCCAGAACGCAAGUUCGGACAACUGUUGCAGACACUACUCUAUUGUGGAAGGAUGACACUCGCCUACAUGCUAAUGCUGGCGACCAUGACGUUCUGUAUCGAGAUUUUUGCUGCUGCUAUUGCUGGACUGGGGCUUGGACAUGCCUGCUUCGGAAGCUGGAAGAAAGGGCUGAGAUUGAAUGGACCAUCGCUCUGCUGCAGUCACGGGUCUGUAGAUCUCAGGCGCAGACAGUCGCGCGACAUUCGCGUGACUCCCUGCUUACAAGCAGACGACUGCAUAAUCCUGCGUGUGAUGGGGAUGACGUGCGGAAGUUGUGCCCAGACCGUGACUCAUGCACUGGAAGGAGUUACUGGAGUUGUGUCCGCACGUGUGACCUUGGGCCCAGUGGCAGAGCCAAGCAUCGGUACAGGUGUGGGUACAGCAGAGAUCUGGGUGAAUGCAGGAUUUUCUGGGGUCGAUGCUGCGGUGGCUGCCAUUGAGCUGGUUGGGCUCGAGCCAGUGGAGAGCAUCGAGUUAGUCAACAUUCUGCAGCAAUGGCAUCAGAAUGGUCAAGGAUUGAGUGUUGGGUGGCUGGCCGAGAUCGCCCGGCAGUUGUUGGAAGCAUUCAGGCACUGCCAUGAAAUGCGGCCCCGCAGUGUGGUCCACGGUGAUCUUCGCCUCACCAGUCUUUUACUGUCUGCUGUAACGGAUGCUCGGACGGCGCCGCAGCUCGUCUUGGCCGACCUUGGCCUUGCCGGGUUGCCGCUCCCGCCGCCGCCCCUGGACAGGUUGCCUGCGACUCCUUCAGCACAGCAAGCCGCAGCGCCGUCUUCCGGAUCGGAGGAAUGGAUGCAAAGCCCGAGCACGCUGCUGGACGUAUGGUCGUGUGGGUGCUUGCUGUUCAUUCUUCUCUCCGGUCGCCAUCCUUUCAACUGUGAUCUUGGUGGGCGACUGGUGCCGAGUGCCGUUCUGGGAAUCUGGGGCUCUGUUCCCCCGGAACCUGAUUGGCGACUGUUACCUUCUGCCUCCUCCACCUCUCUCUGCGCACAGAUGCUGUCGUGGGAUGUGAAGGCACGCCCCUCGGCAGCCGAGUGCCUACGGCACUCCUGGCUCUCAGCAGAGGAUUCCGACACGAUGGCCCUGCCCAUGGAGGCCCUCGGCAACCUGUUGAAAGCUCAUCACAAGUCCAAGUUGCAAGAGAUCACCGCUGGACUUGCGAUAUCAGAGCAGAUCGCUAGCCCCUUCUCCGCCGUUGGCGCAUCCUUGGCUGUGAAGCAUGCCUUUGCUGAUUUGGCAGGUGAUGCGGCCGCUGGUGCAAAGGAACCAGUGAUGGCCACUGUUGCAGCAUCAGAAGCGAGCAGAGCUCUUGAGAAGCUGGGAAUGUCUGACAAAGGUAUCGAGAAGGUCAUCAAGGCAUUUGCUGAUGAUGCAGGCUGUGUCGACUACCAGCGCCUCAUCUCUCACUGCACUGAGUUGGCGGAGGAUCUCCUUGACCAUGCACUAUGGCGGGUCUUCACCGCAGCCGGUGAAGAUCACCGAGGAAUUCUGGGAGCUGCUGAGCUGGAGAAGGCUUUGGCAGAAAGUGCUGGGGAAGGUGGCGGAGCUGACCGGGCAGGUGGUGGUGAGCCCGAUUCGCAAGGGCCCUUUGGCUUGGAAAUGAAAGCCAGUGACAUCGUGAGGCAAGUGGCAUGCGGCCGGCAGCAGGUGACCUUUGAAGAACUUCGAUCCGCGGUCAUACAACGCCAGUCGUCGACGCAGGCAACCAGUGGGACAGAUUGA
This is a messenger RNA of Symbiodinium sp. CCMP2592, 5967 nucleotides long. The record is from the annotation of a GenBank genome assembly. Lineage: Eukaryota; Dinophyceae; Suessiales; Symbiodiniaceae.